This is a messenger RNA of Trichomonas vaginalis G3, 3216 nucleotides long. RefSeq lists its product as uncharacterized. Bases 1 to 3216 code for a protein of 1071 amino acids. The record is from RefSeq and is a predicted model, not a curated record. The transcript has a single exon. Lineage: Eukaryota; Parabasalia; Trichomonadida; Trichomonadidae.
AUGAUGGAAUUAUUCGAAAAAACGAAAGAUUCUACAAAAUCUUUAGGAGAUAUCUGUUUAGAUAUUACUGAUGCAUUUUCAGGUUUUCCAAUGAAUCAGUGGUUUGAUUUAGAAACUAAAACAGAUGAAUAUGGAUCUCCAAAGAUUCAUGCAGAGAUUGAAAUUGCAGAAAAUGACGAAGAGGAAGAAGAAUAUGUUGAAGAAGAUACUACAGAAUUUGAUACACUCGGAAGAGGUUCUAUUUCUCAUGAUUCAUCAAGUGAUUCAAUAAAUGAAAUUCGUAACUCACGUUUAGAAAGCGGUGAUUCGUUCCCUAUAAUUGAAAACCCUAACAACCAAUCAAUCGUUACAGGAAAUAUUAAAAUUGCUGAUAAUCAUGAAGAUGAAUAUGAAUACCAAUAUUAUUACGUUGAAGAAGAGGAUGUAACAGAAGAAUCUUCCAGUAUUAAACGCAUACGCAGACAAACAGAUAGUUUAAUUGCAAAUACAUCAUAUGAUUCAAGACAAGAAUUUAAGAUUACAAGAACAAGAAGGUCAGACUCAGAUAAGAACAAAGAACAGAAGAGCAAAUACUAUACGACCAUUUAUCGUAUGAAACGUGAUAAGUCACACGAUGUUGUAAGUAAAAUUCCUCUUUCUGUCAGCAAAUUUGAUCCAAAAUUCCCUGUUGACACUUCCAUCUUUGCCAGUUACAAGAUUCAUCGUGAUGAGAGGCAAGAAGAAAACUUGACCGACCAAGAUUUAAAGAAAAUGUUCGAACAGAUAUAUAUCAAUGACUUACAGCCAACAACAAUCAACAUUGAAGAUUACAACCCAGAUGAAGAUUCUCAAAACAAAACUCUCAUUGUUAGGACUUCAAUUGAGAAAGAAGAACAAGAAAAAAUCGAACGCGAAAGAAAGGAAAAAGAAGAAAAAGAAAGAAAACAAAAGGAGGAAAAUGAAAAGGCAGAAAAAGAAAGGAAAGAACGCGAAGCCAAAGAAAAGCAAGAGAAAGAAGAGAAGGAACGAAUUGAGCGAGAAAGGAAGGAAAAAGAAGAAAGAGAAAAGGUCGAAAAAGAGAAGAAAGAAAAAGAAGAACGUGAAAGAAAACAAAAGGAAGAAAAAGAGAAGAAAGAAAAAGAAGAACGUGAAAGAAAAGAAAAAGAAGAGAAGGAACGAAAACAAAAGGAAGAAAAAGAGAAGAAAGAAAAAGAAGAACGUGAAAGAAAACAAAAGGAAGAAAAAGAGAAGAAAGAAAAAAAAGAACGUGAAAGAAAAGAAAAAGAAGAAAAAGAAAAGAAAGAAAGGGAAGAAAAAGAAAAGACCGAAAAGGAGAAGAAGGAAAGGGAAGAAAAGGAAAGAAUUGAGCGAGAGAGAAAGGAGAAGGAGCGAAAAGAAAAAGAAGAAAAAGAGAAGAGAGAAAAAGAAGAGCGUGAAAGAAAAGAAAGAGAAGAAAUGGAGAGAAAACUGAAGGAAGAAAAAGAAAAGGCCGAAAAGGAGAAGAAGGAGAGAGAGGAACAAGAAAGGAAAGAGAAAGAAAGGAUUGAAAAAGAGAGAAGAGAAAAAGAACAGAAAGAUAAAGAAGAGAAGGAGAGAAAAGAAAAAGAAGAACGCGAGGCUAAAGAAAAAGCUGAAAAAGAACAAAAAGAAAGAGAAAGAUUAGAACGUGAAGCCAAAGAAAAGCGUGAGAAAGAAGAGAAAGAGAAAAUUGAACGAGAAAGAAAAGAAAAAGAAGAGCGAGAAGCAAGAGAAAAAGCCGAAAAAGAAAAGAGAGAACGUGAAGAAAAGGCGGAACGAGAAAGAAAGGAAAAAGAACAAAAAGAGAAAGAAGAGCGUGAAAAAGCUGAGAAACAAAGAAUAGAGCGCGAACAAAAAGAAAAAGAAGCACGUGAAGCCAAAGAAAGGGCAGAAAAAGAAGAACGUGAAAGAAAAGAGAAAGAGCAGAAAGAGAAAGAAAGAAUUGAACGCGAGAGAAAAGAAAAAGAAGCUCGUGAAGCAAAGGAGAAAGAAGAAAAAGAAAAGGCAGAGAGGGAAAUAAAAGAAAAAGAAGAACGCGAAAGAAAACAAAAGGAAGAAAAAGAGAGGCUAGAGAGAGAAAAGAAAGAACGCGAAGAGAAAGAGAAGAUUGAAUUAGAAGCUCGCAAAAAAGCUGAACGCGAACAAAAAGAAAGAGAAGAAAAAGAGAAAAGAGAACUCGAAGAAAAGGCACAAAAAGAGAAAGAAGAGCGAGAGCGUAUUGAGAGAGAAGAAAAAGAAAAAGCAGAGCAGCAAAGAAUAGAGCGCGAAAGAAAAGAAAAAGAACGAAUUGAGCAAGAACUCAAAGAAAAAGAAAGACAAGAAAAAGAGAAGAAAGAGCAAGAAGAACGUGAAAUUAUCGAGAAAUUUAUGAAAGAAGGUCGUGAAAAAGCAGAAAAAGAAAGACAAUCAUUAGAAAAAUCCGUAAGAAGGAAAGAACAAGAAAGAAUUGAAGUUGUAAAAGUUUCCAAAGAAAAGAAAUCAAAAACAUCAAGAAAUAUCCAAGUUGAAACAAAAGAAGAACUUCAAAAUUCUGCAGAAAAUCAUCAUGAAAUGUUACAAUUCCAAAUCAAUACUGACUCAAUUUCCGAAAUUGAAAUGGAAAAUCAAAAAGAAGAAAGUGAAAAAGUUGCAAGAAUAUUAAUGGAAAUUGAAGAAAUAGAGUCAUCAACAGAGAGUUCAGCCGCUAUGAAAGAGCACAGAAUGUCAUUGAAAGAUAUUUCCAUGAUACCUCAAAGCAAACAAACAUCUUCUUCUUCAUCAGAUCUCAAAUCAAAAGAAGUUAAAAUUGCUAAAAAUGUUUCUUCAUCUUCAACAACAAAAGAAAAGAAACAAAAGUCUGUUUCAAUAAGAUUAUCAUCCAGAACGAAAUCAACAAUAAAUGUUUCAAAGCAAGUACAUCAUACAUCAACUACAACCAUUUCUUCUCACACAGCUCCUUCAUCAAGAAAUCUUAGUAAUGAAUUAACUGAAGAAAAAGAAAAUUCACCAAAGAAAGAAACUAAUUCCGAAAAGAAGGAAUCUCCAGUGAAGAAAGAAGAUACAGGAAAAUCUGAAAGUGAUAAAAUCGAAGCAAUUGCAAGAUAUAGAUAUAUUUUGCAGAGAAAUGCUGAUUUGAUCAAACAAGUUGAACAAUCGAAGACUCCUAAUCCAAUAUUAAGGUUAAGAAUGAAAGCUUCUAUUGAAGAAAUUGAUUCAAUAAUGGAGGAGCUUUCCAAAUAA